GUGCUGGCACUGCAGCUGUUAAGCAGAUCUCUACUUGUGCCUGCUAUAAUCCAUCCAGUGCCCCUGGGCUGAGACAACCAGAACUGUCUCCAGGCAUUCAUAUGAGGAGAGGAGGCUUGAUACAUUUAAGAACCACCACCUCUAGAGUGUUCACUGCAUAUCAAACCCGAUCGACAAACAUUUACACACCUGUAAAUAUUUGGGGAGUGACUGUUCUAACUGGUGCUGGGUGCACAUGCCUCCAAGUGCUGAGACAGAUAAGCAAGGUCUCCAGGGCUAGCCAUCCCAGUGGGUGGGAGUAGACAGCCAUACAAGGGCACAACCAAGCUGUGGGCACUUACAGCACUCCCUGCGUUGGCCGACCUGUGGCAGGAGGGGAUGUUCUAAGAGGAAGUUCUAGGUAGACAGAAGGACAGCAUCCUGGGGAGGGUACCCUCACCCUGUGUGGCCUUGAACAGGAUCUUGCCUCUCUCUCUGAGCCACAGACUCUUUUUAGCCAAAAGAGAGGAUUUCCAGUGAAAAAGAGGCCAGCUCAGGAUGCUAGACAGUCAGGCAAGGGAGGUCAUAGAGGGACUGGCUCUGGAAGUAGAGUCUAUGGGCCACGGGCUAGUCUAUGAUUACUGCUUUGGUCCAGGCAUGAUGGGGCAUGGGAUGGUUCCCUGAGGCUAGAGGGGAAUACUUUCCACUUUCCUGUGUCAUAAGUGCCAGGAACCUUUAGGGUGAAGGAGUAAUCAGGGAUCUUUCAGCAAGGAUGAGAGAUCAUCAGAGAGCAGAACAAUGUCCCUGGUUGUGGGCAAGUGGAUGGUGACCAUGGCCAGCAUUUCUAACCGCUGGCACCUUGCUAGCACAAUGGUGUGCCCAGCAGUGUCACCAAGAGAGCCUGGCAGAAGGAUUGUGAAUGUAGGUGAGCCUCAAAAAAACAAAACAAAAUAACAACAACAAAAACACCACCACCACCACCAACAACAAAAAAAACAGAGACCACAAAUCACCCCAAAGCCAAGAGCAGCAGGAAGCACUGGACCCUGUGAUCUGUGAUCAGAGCUGCCUGUGGAAGAGCAACCAAUAAGAUCUGUGGGUGGCCUCUGCUAUAGAGAGGCAGCUGCUGCCACAACAACCCAUCAGUGAUGCUGCCACAGGGAAUGUUGGCCUGUCCGCUAUCCCUCCCUGCUUUGUUCUGGCUCCUUAAGUCCCAUACCUAAGAGAGGCAACCUCAGAAGAGCAUCUAUUUAGUGGCACCUUCUAGCAGCCAGUCAUUGUCAUUUGAAGCAGUCAACUGCUACUACUGUCUGCUGCCGUUCAACCCAGGCCUGUCUCCUCAAGGGGCACAGGCCCCAGAAAGGCAAUACUGUCUUGAUGUGGAGCACUGGGGCCCUAAAGUUGCACCUUUGUCUUUGGCCAAAUGGUUAGGGGCCUAGAGAAGCUUUCAGGAAAGUAAUGUUUCAGAACUGGUCUCACUUCCCCGAGGAAGGCAGGAGCAGUUAUGGGUGUGCCUUAGGAUUUCCAGCCCUUGUUCUGUGGGUGCCUAAGAAAGGGCUUCUAGCAAAGACAGCGCAGCCCCACCCUGGGAAGGCAGUGCCCUCCAGAGCCAGAAAGAAGGACAACAGCAGGCAGUGGGAGGGGUGCUGUGAGAGAUCAGAUUGGAAUGGGCUGGGCCUUGGGCUUCCACUGGCUCCAGGGGACCUGUCACUGUUGACUGUGGGUAGCAGAGCCUCCCCUACUAGCUGAGACCAUAUAAAGCCUCCGGAGGCACACUCCCAGGUGCUCACUACAACCAUGAAGACCGUCUUCUUUCUCCUGCUGGCCACCUACUUAGCCCUGCAUCCAGGUGCCGCUUUGCAGUGCUAUUCAUGCCAAGCACAGAUGAACAACAGAGACUGUCUGAAAGUACAGAACUGCAGCCUGGGCCAGAACAGCUGCUUUACAUCGCGCAUCCGGGCCAUUGGACUUGUGACAGUUAUCAGUAAGGGCUGCAGCUCAAAGUGUGAGGAUGACUCGGAGAACUACUAUUUGGGCAAGAAGAACAUCACGUGCUGCUACUCUGACCUGUGCAAUGUCAACGGGGCCCACACCCUGAAGCCACCCACCACCCUGGGGCUGCUUACCAUGCUCUGCAGCCUGUUGCUGUGGGGCUCCAGCCGUCUGUAGGCUCUAGGAGAGCCCUACCAUAGCCCGAUUGUGCAGGGAUGAGCUGCNCCCCCCCCCCACAGGAGCAACCACCACCACCGCUCUUAACUCCCACAUAGGGCUGGCCUCCCUCCCCCCAACUCCUUCCGCCAGGGCCCUUUCUCCUCUCUGCUGCUAUUUCCACAGCUAGCGUUUUGCCCAACCCACCCCAUCAGCACUGUGCCCUACCAAGUUCUGAUCAGAUGCUUCAGCUGAAGGACUCCCUCACCACCCUACUGUCCAGGGCCUGAGCCAGUGUGCACAGCAGCACUUGGGGAGGGGCCUGGUAGAGGCGGAGAUGGGAUGGACUGAGCAGAAAUGGAGCUGGGAGGUGGGUGUGAGGCACCAGGAGUCCCAGGAGAUGAUGCCUGGUGGGGGACAUGCUCUGCGUUUAUAGAGCCCCAGGAUAUAACAGUCGUAUAAUAAAUACCUGCUGGGUAA
This is a messenger RNA of Mus caroli (Ryukyu mouse), 2607 nucleotides long. It is a transcript of the gene Psca, whose product is annotated as prostate stem cell antigen. The record is from RefSeq and is a predicted model, not a curated record. Gene Ontology annotation, cellular component: plasma membrane. NCBI's taxonomy places the organism in Eukaryota, Metazoa, Chordata, Mammalia, Rodentia, Muridae.